AGCAAUAUGCAAAUAAUUAAAUAUUGAUUUUGAUAAUUAAAAAAGUUGUUACUUGUCGUAAAUUUUUAUAUUGAGCACUGUUUUCUAAGUGUAUACAAGAGGAUACAAAUAGGCUAUCUCGAAAGAUUUUCCCCCGGGUGUAAAUUUCCAAUAAAUAGUUAUUGCAGUAAUAGAGUAUGCGAUAAUGCAGGUUGUUGUAGCACAUAAAGAUGCCAGGUUUCUAAAGUUAUGGUUGGAAAGCUAUAGAGAUAGCUACAAGCCGACACUUUGGUACUACAAUGCCGGAGAGCUGCCGACGAGAAUCCUUGAGAAACGGCCGUUUCUUGUCCACAAGGAGCCGAAGCUUUUUGGCGUUUACGGUGUAGUUAGAAAAAUAUUUGAGACACCGUUUACAGAAUGGAGGACGUACUACGCCUUUCAUCUUAUGGCGCGACAUCAGUUCUUGUUCAAAAAUAUAACCAAGGAGGCAACGUACCCUGUCAAAUUUAACGAAAGUAAUAUUCAUAAGUAUCCGAUAGCUUUCAGAGAUAUGGUGUAUGAUGUAUAUCCAUAUAAAACAAAUAUUAAAAAUGUACAAGCUAAAAACAAGGAAAAGUUCAAAAUCAAACCAAAGAAACCGAAUUGAUAUGUAAAUCUUUAGUAUUUCAAAAAUAUUUAAAUAAACUUUAUUUUAAUUAAU
Cimex lectularius (bed bug) is the source of this 679-nucleotide messenger RNA. RefSeq lists its product as uncharacterized. The record is from RefSeq and is a predicted model, not a curated record. Bases 185 to 625 code for a protein of 146 amino acids. The transcript is spliced from 2 exons. Lineage: Eukaryota; Metazoa; Arthropoda; Insecta; Hemiptera; Cimicidae.